Dentiscutata erythropus is the source of this 1313-nucleotide messenger RNA. The record is from the annotation of a GenBank genome assembly. NCBI's taxonomy places the organism in Eukaryota, Fungi, Glomeromycota, Glomeromycetes, Diversisporales, Gigasporaceae.
GCAUUAUUACUGCCUAUUAUCUUGGUUAUUCAAAUUGUGAAAUUGCAAAGGUUAUUAAAUGUAACUAUAAAACUGUUAAAAAUAUUCUUAACUAUCAUUUUAGUAUGGAGGUUUAUGAGAAAAAACAAGUGAGACGUCCAUCAUAUUUUGACUCUAAACGCUUAAAAUAUCUUAAAGAAUUCAUACUUGAUGGUUGGCAUCAUUUUACAAAAGCUGAACUUUGUGAAGCAUGGAAAAAAGAAAAAGAGCAAAAGAUGCACCCAAAAAUAAUGAUCUCUGAUAUUCUUGCACAAUCAUCAUAUUGGCUUGGUUUAGAUGAAGAAAACCAAACAGAUAGCAGAGCUUUAAAUAUUCAAAAUUUUGCUGCAUCUGAUGGUUGGUUACAAGGUUUUAAAAAACGACAUUAUAUAGUUUAUACAUCACAUUGUGGUGAAGCCGCUAGUGCUCCAAUUGAAAGAUUACCUGAAUUUCAUCUAUCUUUACAAAAUGAAACAUCAAAUUAUGAGCCUUCAAAAUCAUUUACUCAUGGCCGUAUUUCAGGAAUUAAAAAACCAAAAAAUCAGGUUACUGUAAUGUUAACAUGCAAUGCAGUUGAUCAACAUAUGCGCUAUACUCAUCGAAAGAUUCUUUUACUUUUAGAUAAUUGCUCAGCACAUUCUAUUGAAGGUUUAAACUUACGUAAUGUUAAAGUAGUUUUUUUGCCAGAACGUACUACUGCAUGGUUACAACCAUGCGAUGCUAGUAUAAUUUACUCAUUUAAGUGUCACUAUCACAAAUUAUUGUUACAAAAUCGAAUUGCUGCUUUUGAUAAAUCAAAUCUUACUAAUCAACCUCCAGAUCCUGUAACAAUUUAUGAUGUGAUUCAAUUUGUUGCACAAGCUUGGAAUAAAGUUUCCAAAGAUACAAUUAUCCAUUCUUGGCAUAAAACAGGUAUUCUUCCUUCUAUGGAAACUAACGAAGAUCCAAAUUUAGAAACUAUUGAUCUUACCAAUGAAGAAGAAAUUGAGUUAGAAAAUCUUAUUUCACGGUUUCAAAUUUUAAAAAAUUCUGAAAAUUCUGAAGACUUAAAUAUUUCUUUACAUGAAUUUAUUGAGAUUGACAAUAAUUAUACAACAGGUGAAAUGCCUACAAUUGAAGACAUUAUAGCAGAAAUACAAAAAAAUAAGUCUGAAGAAGAAUCAGAACAGCAAAUUAAACCUGUUACGGCAAUUCAAGCUAUUACAGGAUUGGAUUCAGUAUUAGGCUAUAUUGAACAAUCUGAACCAAGUAUUGAAAUCGAUAUUAAAGUUUUUGCUGAACUCAAGCGUAUAUGA